CUUCGAACCAGAUGACCUGAUCAAACCGUGGAACUGGCAGUAAUCUUGCUCUUCAAUCCAUCUAUCAUCAUUAACAACAUCCGUGUUGAGCCGGCAGGCCGUGUGCCCGUCCGACGACCGGGUCCCGACAGGAGAGUUUAAGCAGGCAGGGCAGGGCCGCCGUGGACGCGGGACCGAAGCAGGGCCACCGCCGCUGCACCAUGACGCGUCUGCUGCUGGCGUGCCUGGCUCUGCUGCUGGCGCGGGCGGCCGUGGCGCGGGAGUACGCGGCCGUCUUCAGCUUCGGCGACUCCCUGUCGGACACCGGCAACCUGUGCGUGGACGGCAUCCCGGACUACUUGGCCACGGCGCACGCGCCGUACGGCAUGACCUACUUCGGCUAUCCCACGGGGCGCGUCUCCGACGGCCGCGUCGUCAUCGACUUCAUCGCGCAGGAGCUGGGGCUGCCGCUGCUGCCACCGUCCAAGGCGAAGAACGCGACGUUCCGCCGCGGCGCCAACUUCGCCAUCACGGGCGCCACGGCGCUGGACAUGGCCUUCUUCGAGGAGCACGGGCUGGCGCGCGCCGUGUGGAGCUCCGGCUCGCUCCACACCCAGAUCGGGUGGUUCCGGGACAUGAAGCCCAACAUCUGCAGCUCCCCGCAAGAGUGCCGUGAGCUGUUCCGGCGGUCGCUGUUCGUGGUGGGCGAGUUCGGGGGCAACGACUACGGGUCGACCAUCUUCUCGUUCCGGCCGCUGGAGGAGGUGCACGCGCUGGUGCCGCAUGUGGUGGACGUCAUCGCGCGGGGCGUGGAGGAGCUGAUCGCGGAGGGGGCCGCGGACCUGGUGGUGCCGGGGUUGCUCCCCACCGGCUGCUUCCCCAUGUUCCUGUCCACCUUCGUCGGCAAGCCGGCCGCGGCGUACGGGCCCCGCAGCGGGUGCAACAGGGAGCUCAACACGCUGUCGUGGGUGCACAACGCGGCGCUGCAGCGCAAGGUGGAGGAGCUCCGCGCCAGGCACCCCGACGUGCGCAUCGUCUACGCCGACUACUACACGCCCGCCAUCCGGUUCGUCCUCCACGCUGAGGAGUACGGCAUGCUGAGGCAGACGCCGCGGGCCUGCUGCGGGGCGCCGGGAGUGGGGGAGUACAACUUCAACCUGACGUCCAAGUGCGGCGAGCCGGGGGCGUACGCGUGCCAGGACCCCUCCAACCACUGGAGCUGGGACGGCGCCCACCUCACGGAGGCCGCCUACGGCCACAUCGCCAAGGGCUGGCUCUACGGGCCCUACGCCGACCCGCCCAUCCUUCACCCCUGAAUCCUUCUCCCUCCGAUCCGCCCGCCGGCGCCGGGUACCGACAUACGAAUAGGCAUACGGAUACACAGCAUGCUAGUUAAUCUAGUUUGAUUUGCAUAAGAAGUUUUUACUAUUGUACUCGUAGUGUUUUUUAAUACAGUAUAAAAUUAUAAACUGUACAUGUAAGUUUGCGCUAUGUUAACUUCUGUACAUAACUUGGGAUCGGAGUAUAUAUAAACUUGUACUAUUACAUGUUGAGUAAUAAUAUACAGAUCGAUCUCUUUCGACU
This is a messenger RNA of Zea mays, 1563 nucleotides long. RefSeq lists its product as uncharacterized. The coding region runs from base 201 to 1295 and encodes 364 amino acids. Gene Ontology annotation, molecular function: hydrolase activity, acting on ester bonds. The transcript has 3 exons. NCBI's taxonomy places the organism in Eukaryota, Viridiplantae, Streptophyta, Magnoliopsida, Poales, Poaceae. The record is from RefSeq and is a predicted model, not a curated record.